ACUGAUAUUCCACCAUGAAGUUCGUCGUAUUUUUGGCUAUCUCUUUGGCUUUGGUGGCUUGUUCGGUGCAGGCUCAGCCCGUUCCUGAAGAGGACCAGAAUCCAGCGGAUCAUCCUCUGGUUAAUCAGGAUGUCCACGAGGAGAUGCAGCACAGUCGCCAGAAGCGGGCCACCUGCGAUCUUCUGUCGAAGUGGAACUGGAACCACACCGCCUGUGCCGCCCACUGUAUUGCCAAGCGAUUCAAAGGAGGCUACUGCAGCGACAAGGCCGUCUGCGUGUGCCGUAAUUGAUUUAGUUUGGAUCAAUAUAUCUAAUAUCCCUUACACUCUAAAGAUAUAAACAUUAGGUUAUUAAAAUUUUUAAAUGUUUUAGAAAAUGUAAACAAAACCGAUUUGACUAAGCAAAAAUUGAACUUGAACAUAAAUAAAAGUUUUCAAUAAAAAUAAACCUUAAA
Drosophila takahashii is the source of this 454-nucleotide messenger RNA. Its product is annotated as defensin-like. NCBI's taxonomy places the organism in Eukaryota, Metazoa, Arthropoda, Insecta, Diptera, Drosophilidae. Gene Ontology annotation, biological process: defense response to bacterium; humoral immune response. The record is from RefSeq and is a predicted model, not a curated record.